UGGGUUUUUCAGGGUUUUUAAGAAUGCCUAUGUUUGAGCCCUCAAACAGGGAUGGGAUUGUUGGGUUUGAUGGUGGUGGAGAUGGGCAUGUUCUAGAUUUGGACACAGCUGUCAAAGAUGGGGUUUUGGGUGGUGGUGGUGUUGUUAGUGUUGGUGGGGUUGUGGGAACUGGUGGUGGUGGUGAGAAAUUGGAUCUGAGAAUGAUGAUUGAGGAGCUUGACUUGUCUGAGGUACCUUCUGUGUUUAUCUGCCCAAUUUCUCUUGAGCCAAUGCAAGACCCUGUGACCCUUUGCACUGGGCAGACCUAUGAGAAGUCCAACAUUCUCAAGUGGUUCAAUUUGGGGCAUUUCACCUGUCCAACCACAAUGCAGGAGCUUUGGGAUGAUACCGUGACCCCUAAUAGGACCCUUCAUCAUCUAAUCUACACAUGGUUUUCUCAGAAGUAUCUGCUCAUGAAGAAGAAGUCAGAAGAUGUUCAGGGAAGGGCUGCAGAGCUUGUGGAGAUGCUGAAGACUGUGAAGGGUCAAGCUAGGGUGCAAGCCCUCAAGGAAUUGCGUCAAGUUGUGGCAGUUCAUGCCACUGCUAGGCAGACAUUGAUCGAUAAAGGUGGGAUUGCUGUAGUUUCGUCUCUGCUUGGUCCAUUUACUUCACAUGUUAUAGGUUCGGUAGCCAUUGCAAUUCUUGUGAAUUUGACACUUGAUUCGGAGUCCAGAAUGAGUUUGAUGCAACCAGCUAAGAUUUCGUUGAUGGUGGACAUUUUGAAUGAGGGGUCAAUUGAGACAAAAAUCAAUUGUACCCGGUUGAUCAAAAUGUUAAUGGAGGAGAAGGAUUUUCGAUCAGAAAUUGUUUCGAGCCAUAGCCUCCUGGUUGGAAUAAUGAGGUUGGUUAAAGAUAAGAGACAUACAGUUGGAGUCUUGCCAGGACUGAGCCUCCUCAGAACAAUAUGCUUGCAUGAGGAAGCGAGGGGCUUGAUAGUGAGCAUUGGAGCUGUACCGCAAUUGGUUGAAUGUUUGCUUUCCCUUGACAAUGAAUGUUUAGAAUUAGCCCUUUUCAUCUUGGAUGCAUUGUCGUCUCGACCAGAGGGAGUAUUAUCAUUGAAGGAUUGUUCGAAGACCAUACCAAAUAUGGUGAGCCUUCUGAUGAGAAUUUCAGAGAGUUGUACUCAAUAUGCAUUGUCAAUCUUAUUGUCUAUAUGCAAACUUGCCCCUGAGGAAUGCUCAUCAAUUGCCCUGGAUGCCGGUCUGGCAGCAAAGCUCCUCCUUGUGAUCCAGAGUUGUAGUGAUCCAGUCUUAAAGCAGCAAUCCGCAGAGCUAUUGAAGCUCUGUAGUCUAAACUACUCUGAUACAAUAUUCAUUUCCAAGUGCAAGCUUUCAAGGACAAUUCAAUGACAUCAAAAUUCUACCACGGCAUUAAGGGCGCCCCACCACUUUGAUGUUUAAUAUGUGGCCAGUCACAGCAUGCAAAGAAUUUCAGAUGAUCUCAAUAUCUGCUAUAUGGGUUUGAGAUACUAAUCAGCUCCCCUGUAAAUAUUUCAAAGUAAUGUUUUUUCCAGCAAUUGAUUCAACAUUCAUGAAGAAGAAGAAGAAGACUCAUGAUGUAGACCUCAUACACCAUGCUGGUUGUAGUUGAAUCAAAUUAAAUUGUCGGGCGGAUGCCAAUGGUUUUUUGAAUAAAUUCCCAGUAGAAAGAAGAAUGUUAAUUAU
This is a messenger RNA of Fragaria vesca subsp. vesca, 1703 nucleotides long. RefSeq names its product U-box domain-containing protein 30-like. The transcript has a single exon. The coding region runs from base 24 to 1388 and encodes 454 amino acids. The record is from RefSeq and is a predicted model, not a curated record. Gene Ontology annotation, molecular function: ubiquitin protein ligase activity. Gene Ontology annotation, biological process: protein ubiquitination. Lineage: Eukaryota; Viridiplantae; Streptophyta; Magnoliopsida; Rosales; Rosaceae.